Messenger RNA from Vanderwaltozyma polyspora DSM 70294, 1008 nucleotides. RefSeq names its product 25S rRNA (uracil2634-N3)-methyltransferase (gene BMT5). Gene Ontology annotation, cellular component: cytoplasm. Gene Ontology annotation, biological process: rRNA base methylation. The record is from RefSeq and is a predicted model, not a curated record. The transcript has a single exon. Gene Ontology annotation, molecular function: rRNA (uridine-N3-)-methyltransferase activity. NCBI's taxonomy places the organism in Eukaryota, Fungi, Ascomycota, Saccharomycetes, Saccharomycetales, Saccharomycetaceae. Bases 1 to 1008 code for a protein of 335 amino acids.
AUGGGAAGGAAAUUGAAGGGUAAGAUUGGUUCCAAGAAUCUUAAAUCAUCACUUUUAAGACAUCAGCAUAAAGAACAAUUAUUAAAGAAAAAUAAAAACAAAAUUGAAAAUAAACAAAAACCUAAGAUCCCAACGAAGGUUAAGCAGAAUCAGCAACUACAAAAAGAAAAUGAAGAAAAAUAUAUUCCUUUUGGAAAGGAAGAAACUUUGCUCUUAAUUGGUGAAGGUGAUUUUUCAUAUGCUAGAUCAAUUAUCGAACAAGAGUAUAUUUUACCAAAAAAUUUAAUUGUAACAAGUUAUGAUGCAUCAAUUCAAGAAUUAAAAUUGAAAUACCCACAUAGUUUUGAAGAAAACUACAAAUUUUUAAUAGAGAAUGGGGUGCUGAUUUUUUUCAGAAUUGAUGCAACAAAUUUAAUUAAAAGUUUCAAGAUUUCCAAGAAAAUGCCAUGGAAAAAAAUAAUGAUGAAUUAUGGUCAUCCUGAGUUAUCCAACAAGGUGGUACAAAAUAUAAUGUUUAACUUUCCACAUACAGGUAAGGGUGUCAAGGACAUGGACAGAAAUAUCAGAGACCAUCAAGAAUUGAUAUACAAAUAUUUUUCUAAUUGUAAGGACUUAUUCUCUAAUAUUAACUCUACAAUUAUUAAUUCUAGAAAUAGUUAUACCCAAGGUUAUUCUUUGGAUUCCAAUGGCUCAAAUGGAAGUGGAUAUGAUAAACUGACUGAGGAGGGAUUUGGUAAAAUUAUUUUAUCAGUGUUUACUGGUGAACCAUAUGAUCUAUGGCAAGUUAGAACUUUAGCCAAGGACAAUGGAUUAAAAGUUGAGAGAUCUAACAAAUUUCAAUGGGAAAAUUAUCCUGAGUAUCAUCACAGAAGAACAAAUAGUGAACAAGAUACUACAAAACGUGCUGAAGAAAGAGAAGCAAGAAUAUAUGUAUUCGAAAAAUUUGUUAAAAAUAAGAAUUUGAGAAAAUCUAAAAAGGGCAAAGAUUCAGAUAGUGAUGAUGAAUAG